UGCGGCGAAAACGGACGGAGGGAGAGGGAGAGGGAGAGGGCGAGCGGCACGAGCAGAGCAUGACGGAAGCGGCCUGCAGGUGGCGACAAGGGAACCGAUCGCGUUCGUUUCGCGCCUCGCUGCCCGUAGUUGUCAACAAUGCGCCUCCCACGUGUCUCCCCCUCGCGCUGCAUGCGGCUGCGCAAGGGCAGAGAGGAGAGAGGACUCGCGUCAGGCGGCGCCACCUCCUCCUCCAUCCCCUCCCCUACCCUUCUUUUUAACCCCUCCUCGCCCCAAUACUCCUCACGCAGCCCUCAAUCGCAUCCCGCAGCAUGGGGACGACCUCCUCCCGCGCCGCCGCCUGCCUCGCCCUCCUCUGCUUCGCUUCAAUGCUGCUGGCGAUUUCGCCAGCCCUCGUCCCUGAUGUCGAUCCGACCAUUUUGUUGCCGUCUGAUCGGCCCAUCCCUGAUACCUCGGUGGAGGACGAGACGGGAACCACUUGGGCUCUUCUCGUGGCUGGCUCUUCGGGCUACGGAAACUAUCGGCACCAGGCGGACGUGUGCCACGCGUACCAGCUGCUGCGGAAAGGUGGGCUGAAGGAGGAGAACAUAGUGGUGAUGAUGCACGACGACAUCGCUGACAACCCGCUCAACCCCAGGAAGGGAGUCAUCAUCAAUCACCCCCAGGGCCAAGAUGUUUAUGCUGGCGUCCCCAAGGACUACACCAAGGAGCAAGUCAAUACCAGGAACCUGUAUGCAGUGAUUUUGGGUGAUAAGAGCGCUGUAGAAGGUGGAAGUGGAAAGGUCAUAGAAAGUAAAUCCAAUGAUAGGAUCUUUAUCUACUUCUCCGAUCAUGGAGGACCUGGGGUCCUUGGAAUGCCCAAUUUGCCAUAUCUUUAUGCUGCUGAGUUCAUUGAAGUAUUGAAGAAGAAGCAUGCAUCCAAGAGUUACAAAGAAAUGAUUAUUUAUGUGGAAGCAUGUGAGAGUGGCAGUAUCUUUGAAGGUUUAAUGCCAGAAGACCUUAAUGUAUAUGUGACAACAGCAUCCAAUGCUGUUGAAAGCAGCUGGGGAACCUACUGUCCUGGGAUGGAUCCUCCACCACCACCGGAAUAUAUGACUUGCCUUGGUGACUUGUACAGCGUUGCAUGGAUGGAAGACAGUGAGAAUCACAAUCUAAAGGAGGAAACGGUUGGGAAACAGUAUGAGUCAGUGAAGAUGAGGACAUCAAACCAGAACACAUACAGUGCAGGGUCUCAUGUGAUGGAGUAUGGUGAUAAGAAUGUAAAACCUGAGAAGUUGUACCUUUACCAGGGCUUUGACCCUGCCAAUGCCAAUUUAACUGAGAAUGCACUUCGCCUCAGCAAGCAGAUGGGAGUCAUCAAUCAGAGAGAUGCUGACCUCCUAUUCUUAUGGCACAUGUAUGAAAGAUUAGAGGAAGGGUCAAACAAAAAGAAGGAAAUUCUCUCGGAGAUCACUGAGAUGAUGAUGCACAGAGCACACCUUGACAGUAGCAUCGAACUCAUCGGCAAUCUAAUUUUUGGAUCUGAUGUUGCACCUUCAGUCCUCAAAACCGUGAGGCCAUCUGGCCAGGCUCUGGUUGAUGAUUGGGUUUGCUUGAAAACAAUGGUCCAAGCAUUCGAGUCGCAUUGUGGAUCGCUCACUCAAUAUGGCAUGAAGUAUAUGCGAGCUUUCGCAAACAUAUGUAACGAGGGUGUCUCGAAGGAUGCGAUGGAAGAAGCUUGUGGUAAUGUUUGUGGAAGCUACAACUCAGCUAAGUGGAGUCCCUUUAUCCAUGGCUACAGUGCAUGAUCUUGUAUCUCAAAAUUGCACACGUCUAGUGCAAUGUAAGCUCAUCAGUGCUCAUACAUAAAUAUAUACACACUGGCAGUAGGAAUAGUCAUAUGCUUACUUAAACUUGUUCAAGGGUGUUGUUUCGGAUAGCCAGAGCCACCUAAAAUCUCGGUCUUGAUAUUUUAACCGACAAUGCAUGAUAGCUAAUAUGAUUAAUUUAAAGUGGUAAUUGGGUCAA
Molecule: messenger RNA, 2007 nt
Organism: Zingiber officinale
Lineage: Eukaryota; Viridiplantae; Streptophyta; Magnoliopsida; Zingiberales; Zingiberaceae
Product: vacuolar-processing enzyme-like
Exons: 9
Coding region: 312-1787 (491 amino acids)
Biological process (GO): vacuolar protein processing
Molecular function (GO): cysteine-type endopeptidase activity
Source: RefSeq, a predicted model, not a curated record